AUGAGUACCGAAGAAAAGACCAGAGUCUCUGGCGAGGUCUCUCGACCCGAGGGCACUAUUCUGCCCACUGUCAACCCCGAUACCCAGAAGCCUGAGCCUCCCAAGGCCGCUCUGCACCCAGCUUUCUACGUUGCAACAUGGAUUGGUCUCUCUUCCUCCGUCAUUCUGUUCAACAAAUGGAUUCUGGACACCCUCGAGUUCCGUUACCCCGUCAUUCUAACGACCUACCACUUGACUUUCGCGACCAUUGCAACCCAGCUCAUGGCUCGAUACACUUCGCUGCUUGAUGGCCGCAAGACUGUCAAGAUGACUGGUCGCGUCUACCUCCGCGCAAUUGUUCCGAUCGGCUUGUUCUUCAGUUUGAGCUUGAUCUGCGGUAAUCUGACCUACCUGUACCUCAGUGUUGCCUUUAUUCAGAUGCUCAAGGCUACAACUCCCGUCGCUGUGCUCCUCUCCUCCUGGUCGAUGGGUAUCGCUGCUCCCAACAUGAAGAUUUUGAUGAACGUUUCGGCCAUUGUUGUCGGUGUCAUCAUUGCUUCCUUUGGCGAGAUCAAGUUUGUCUGGAUCGGUUUCAUUUACCAGAUUGGUGGAAUCAUCUUCGAGGCCAUCCGCCUGAACUUGGUUCAGGCUCUUCUGAGCUCCGCUGAGUACAAGAUGGACCCUCUGGUCUCUCUGUACUACUUUGCUCCUGUCUGCGCUGUCAUGAACGGCAUCGUUGCCCUGCUCUGGGAAGUGCCCAAGGUUACCAUGCCAGAGGUCUACCACGUCGGACUGUCGACUUUCUUCCUGAACGGUCUUUGCGCGUUCCUUCUCAACGUCUCCGUUGUCUUCCUGAUUGGCAAGACUUCGUCCCUCGUCAUGACCCUCUGCGGUGUCCUCAAGGAUAUUCUCCUCGUGGCUGCUUCCAUGUUCAUUUGGGGUACCCCCAUCUCCGGCCUCCAGGCUUUCGGUUACACCAUUGCGCUGUGCGGCAUGGUUUACUACAAGCUCGGACUCGAUGCUAUCAAGGGCUAUGCUGCUGAGGGUGUUCGUCAGUGGGCCGAAUUCGGCAACUCUCGCCCCGUCCUUCGCAAGGUCAUCGUCAUCGUCGGUGCUCUCUUCUUCCUCUUCGCUCUCUUUGGCGGUCUGGCUCCCAGUUAUGGCGCUGACUACCGACCCUACCUCGGCGAGACGGCUGCCAAGUACGGCAUUGGCUCGUAA
Pestalotiopsis fici W106-1 is the source of this 1200-nucleotide messenger RNA. RefSeq lists its product as uncharacterized. The record is from RefSeq and is a predicted model, not a curated record. Lineage: Eukaryota; Fungi; Ascomycota; Sordariomycetes; Amphisphaeriales; Sporocadaceae. Gene Ontology annotation, molecular function: antiporter activity. The coding region runs from base 1 to 1200 and encodes 399 amino acids. The transcript is spliced from 4 exons. Gene Ontology annotation, cellular component: endosome; trans-Golgi network; Golgi apparatus.